This is a messenger RNA of Meloidogyne enterolobii, 390 nucleotides long. The record is from the annotation of a GenBank genome assembly. NCBI's taxonomy places the organism in Eukaryota, Metazoa, Nematoda, Chromadorea, Rhabditida, Meloidogynidae.
AUGGAAAAACAAUGGAAAUAUGACAAAUCUAUUGGAAAUAUUUUUGAAAAUACAGUUGAUAGACAUCCUGAGAAGGAUUGUAUAGUAGAAGCUGAAAGUGGGAGAAAAAUUUCGUUUAAAGAAUUAAAUGAAUUGGCUAAUAAAUUUGGGAAUUAUUUCAAUGAGAAGUUAGUUGAUGAUAAUUCUUUGAAUAAUUCGACGGAUACAAUUGGUAUUUUGUUGGAAAAUCGUAUAGAAUUUGUAGCUAUAUGGCUUGGUUUGAGUAAAAUUGGAGUAAUUACUAGUUGGAUUAACACACAAUUGCGAGGACAAUCUCUGUCUCAUUCAAUUAAUAUAGUUAAUUGUAAUGCGAUUAUAACUUCGAAAAUAUUUGUUGAAGGUUAUAUCUGA